Messenger RNA from Blastomyces dermatitidis ER-3, 531 nucleotides. RefSeq lists its product as uncharacterized. The record is from RefSeq and is a predicted model, not a curated record. The transcript has a single exon. The coding region runs from base 1 to 531 and encodes 176 amino acids. Lineage: Eukaryota; Fungi; Ascomycota; Eurotiomycetes; Onygenales; Ajellomycetaceae.
AUGACUGGAAGAACUAGAAACUUGCAUGCUUCAACCCCUGCGAACCCUACUGCAGACACCCAGGAGCAGCCACUCAAACCAUGGAUAACCCCCAUGAAAGAAGUCCCAGAGGACUUACCAACCACUCAUGAGACACCAUUCUCUGCAUCUGUGACAGGGGAACCCUCUGAACCCACAAACAAAUCAAUCUCAGUGAAGAACAUCCUUGAGCAUCUCCCGCAGAAUCAAGCUAUUUUUCUACAAGGAAUGCUUACUGCCUGUAAACAUCCUCAAACUGAGUCUCUAGACAUGAUCUCCAGAGACACCUGUGAACUGAAAAGAAACUUCCUCAAGCCGCAAUCACUUAAGGCCAUCUAUCAAACCACAAUCUAUAAAAGCUUUUGCAAGUUUGCAUUUGAAAUUGACUCACAAGCUCAGCUGUGUGACAUGGAAGAUGAAGAAGCUAUCACCUACACAAUGACAGGCCUCUAUUACACUGAAGUCAAGGACUGGCUGGAUCAUCUAGGGAAUGAUCAUGAGAGAUUUCAAUGA